This is a messenger RNA of Rotaria sp. Silwood1, 1653 nucleotides long. NCBI's taxonomy places the organism in Eukaryota, Metazoa, Rotifera, Eurotatoria, Philodinida, Philodinidae. The record is from the annotation of a GenBank genome assembly.
AUGUUAUCUUCUUUUGCAACUGCAACAUCAUCUUCAUCUUCAUAUGAAACUUCACAAUCUUGGUGGAAAUUUAAUUUUACAACAGAUUCUUAUGCAGCUUUAUCUACAACAUUUUUUUCAUCAUCUGUUUCAUUACCACAAGAAUCAUCAACAAUUAACAUUAUAAAAAAACAAGUGAAUAAUCAUCAAUUAUAUACAAAUGGUUUUACUCAUCAUGAUAAUGAUGAACCAUUACGAAUUCUUUUAUUUGCUGAAAGUUUUCCAUCAUUUACAAGUGGUGUAACACGUCGAUUUAAAGAAAUUAUAAGACGUUUAGCUAAAAAUCAUCAUCAUAUUCAUGUUAUUACUGGUUGUAAAAAUGCUUCGAUAUGGGUCGAAGGAAAUGAAUUACUUGACGAAUAUGUCACAUUUUCAAUUCUACCAUCAACAGAUUUUAAAGAUAAAAUUGAUUGUGCUUGUCCAUUUCUUUUUCCUAAUCCAACAAUCUAUUCAGUAAUUCGUCGAUUUUCACCUGAUGUUGUUCAUAUUGUUGAACAAACUCCUGGUGCAUUACUUUGUGGUGCAUUUUCUCAAGCACUCAAUAUUCCUAUAGUUUGGUCAUCACAUACAAAUAUUGACUUUUAUUUAUUAACAUAUAUUCGUUCUGGAGCUAUUAGAAUGGCAAGACGUAUAUAUCAAUAUAUACGUUUAAAACAUUUAUCAUAUUCAUCAAUUAAUUUAACUGUUAGUAGAGAUUUUGCUGAUUUUAUGGAACAUACUGGUGUUCCACAUCCUGUUAUUGUUUGGAAAACAGGUGUUGAUUCUGAAUUAUUUAAUCCCACACGACAGUCACGUUCAAUGCGUUAUCGUAUGUUUGGUACAUAUAAUAAUUUUACUGAAGAACAAAUGGAUUCUAUAACAUUAUUUUUAUGUGUUGGUCGAAUAUCUCCAGAAAAAAAUUUUGAAUUUUUAUCACUUGUAUUAGAACGUAUUCCAAGUCAAACAUUUUUAUGUAUUAUUGGUGAUGGUCCAUUUCGUAAUACAGUUGAACCAUUAUUUCCUAAAGAUCGUGUUUAUUUUUUUGGUUAUCUUGGUGGUGAAGAAUUAGCAAGUGCAUAUGCAAGUGCUGACUAUUUUAUAUAUGCAUCUGUUAGUGAAACAUUUGGACAAGUUUAUUUAGAAGCUAUGGCUAGUGGUACACCUGUUAUAGCAGCUGAAGGUGGACAAUUAAAAGAAUUUUUUAUUAAUGGUGAACAUGGUUAUUUAUGGGAACCAGAUAAUUUAGAUUCAGCUGAAGAAGCUAUAUGUUUAGCAAUGAAAAAUCGAGAUUAUUUAUCAAUUAAAGCACGACAACAAGCAUUAAAACAUUCAUGGGAUGCAGCUAGUAAUCAAUUAAAUGAUAUUUAUUAUCAAGCUAUUAAAAAACAUAAUGAUAAAGAAAAAUAUAAAAAUAAAAAUACAAAUACAAAUAAAUUAAAACAUAUAUGGAAUGUAUUUUAUUAUUUUAUUAUAUGGUUAUUUUGUAAUUCACUUGCAUUAUUUUUAAUGGCACCAUUUGUUCGAGUUUUAUCACCACAAUCGAUUGCUACAGAAAAACGUAAUAAGAAUAAUAAUAAAAAAUCUUUUGAAAUAAAACAUAAUUCUAUAAUGACAAAGAAAUUAUCAUUUUCUUGA